Cucumis sativus (cucumber) is the source of this 2087-nucleotide messenger RNA. RefSeq names its product protein TPX2. The record is from RefSeq and is a predicted model, not a curated record. Lineage: Eukaryota; Viridiplantae; Streptophyta; Magnoliopsida; Cucurbitales; Cucurbitaceae. Gene Ontology annotation, cellular component: nuclear microtubule; mitotic spindle. Gene Ontology annotation, molecular function: microtubule binding; protein kinase activator activity. The transcript is spliced from 17 exons. The coding region runs from base 202 to 1719 and encodes 505 amino acids. Gene Ontology annotation, biological process: activation of protein kinase activity; mitotic spindle assembly; regulation of mitotic spindle organization.
UUGAUUCGAUAUUCUAUAGAUUUUCGGUACAGUGAAAAACCCACGCUCCUCCUCCUCCUCCUCCUCUUCCUUCUUCUACAGAUCGAUUCUUCGAUUUCUGAACUUAGGGCUUUAUUGGCGAGUUUUCCCAUACACAUUGCUGCUGCUUGUUUCUUCUUUUACGAACAAGAAGGCGAUCGCCAUUUCAUUCACAGUGAAGAAAUGGAUGAGGAAAUGGAGGUUGAGCCGGUUGUUUUUGAGGCUUAUGAAGUUGACAUUGAGUAUGAGUUUGAUGCGGCUAGGUAUUUUGAUUUCACUCGUGAGGAGAGUUUUUAUGAGGCUUCUCAAGCUGAGCUUUGGUUCCAGUCUGCUGGAAGUUACCCUCCUUCUCCGUUUGUAGCGAAACUGUUUUUGAGGGAAGAGUGCCUUUUCGCUAUUGGAAAUGCAUCUAAAAAAUCUGAGGACCAGAAUAACACAGUUGAUUCCCUUAACGGUGGCCUCCAAGAAGGUGGAUCAGUACGCGAGAAUGAAAGAGAUUGCCAAGGAGCAAAUAGAGGAAUCUUCACCAACUUGCGGGAUAGAGACGUACAAAAAAUUCACAAUCAACAGCUUCAAUUUACAUCAGGAUCUACAUCACACAAUCAUCUAUCUUUGAACAAACCAAAAGUCAAACCCCCAUCUUAUGUCAAACCAUCUAAACCCCGGGGGACUACUCUGAUGAAACCAACAGCAAGCCACUUGGCGAGACAAAAUUUCCCUACUCAUUAUACUGAUACCAAGUUGCAGAGAGUACUUGUUAAGAACAAUGAGACAAGUGUCUGUAGCUCUGGAAUCGAAAGUCAAGCUAUCAAGAAGCAGAAGUUGGAUGGAGGUCACUCACGUAAGGUGAACGAAAUAAAGCAACAGACUAGUUUUGUCCACAAGCUUCCCAAACAGGAUGGAGUUGCUGAAAGAACUACUUUGAAUGCCAAACAGAAGAUUACAAUUCCUAGGCAGCCUGACCUUGAAACAGCCCAUAGGGCACAUAGAAUAAGACUGAAAAGUAGGAUGGAAGAAGAUUAUGAGAUACCAACCACUCGAAGAUUUAGAGCCCGCCCGUUAAACAGAAAAAUUUUAGAGGCUCCCUCACUUCCGCUUCCGAAGAAAAGCACUCCCAAAUUGCCCGAGUUUCAAGAAUUUCAUUUGAGAACGUUGGAGAGGGCCAUGCAAAAUACUUCGGCUGUUUCGUCUUCAGCCUUUCAUCACGAUUAUUCUGACAUUACAGUCACUAGAAAUUUGGAGUCCAGAAGAUCAAAUGCGAUUGAUGAUCAAAAGAAUGAUGAGUAUCAUGUAAUGCAAAAUUUCAAGGCAUGCCCUCUUAAUAGGAAGAUAUUUUCAAGUAAAGGUGAAAUGGGUGUUUUUAGAAAUAGCAAGCAGGAAACCACAAUACCAAUGGAAUUUAAAUUCCAUAACGAGAAGAGAAUUCUCCAACCACCAACAGAACUUUUCAACAAGCUUUCGCUGACAUCUCAACUCCAUUCAAAUAAUGGACCCUUGACAAAAGUUCCUUCCCGUCCAUCCAUACCUUUGAAGAGCUCAAAGGAAAAUAAUUCGGUGUUAUUUCAACCAGAACAUAAGAUAACUCAAUUGGUGAAAGAAACACCUGCAAUUGCAGCAAAGCAGAUUUAUAUGGGAAAUAACGGAUGCAUAUCUGAUUCCUGCAACAAUCAGUUGACCGUGAGGAAUCCAGGAAUUCGCUAAGCACAUUCAAAAUUCCGAGAGAAUGGUUUCUUUCUACUGGGGCAUCUGAUUUUUGGUUUCAGCAAUUAAAUAGAAACCAUUACAUGAUGUUGAUAACAACAGUACAGAAAAGGUUGUCGAGCUAUUUUUUCUUCAUAGAAAUCAAUUGAAGUCCAUAAUAGUACAGGAAAAGUUGUCAAACAGUUGUUUCUCUAGAUUUAUCUAACCCCCAACUCCUUAUGUUCCCCCAACUUGUAUCCAAAUCCAAAUAAAAGUAUGCAAGUUUUCUGAAUAUGUAUAGCCCUCAUCCCCCCCUUCUUUGUACCCCUCGUAAAUGUAUUGUUUGCAACUUGAAAAAAUAUAGAUACACAGCUUCAUCUUCACAGUUA